GCAUGCGCAGUCGAGCUUCUGUCUCAUGUGUGGUUCGACUCCGGUGGAGGUCACAGGCAUCAGCAAAAAACACAGGUCGCUGUCAUGGCCAAACUGUUUGAGAGCAUUGGGAAGUUGGGUUUGGCCUUGGCCAUUGGAGGAGGAGUUGUGAACUCUGCCUUGUAUAAUGUUGACGCCGGGCAUAGAGCUGUUAUAUUUGACCGGUUCCGGGGGGUCCAGGAGAUCGUUGUCGGUGAAGGAACCCACUUCGUCAUCCCUUGGGUUCAAAAGCCAAUUAUCUUCGAUUGUCGUUCCCGCCCACGCAAUGUGCCAGUCAUCACUGGCAGCAAAGAUCUGCAAAAUGUAAACAUCACGUUGCGUAUUCUGUUCCGACCGGUGACCAAUCAGCUCCCACGCAUCUUCAUGAGCAUCGGCGAAGACUAUGAUGAGAGAGUGCUGCCGUCCAUCACCACAGAGGUCUUAAAAUCCGUUGUGGCCCGGUUUGACGCUGGCGAGCUCAUCACACAGAGAGAGCUGGUGUCUAGACAAGUCAGCGAGGAUCUGACCGAAAGAGCAUCGACUUUUGGGCUCAUUCUGGACGAUGUCUCGUUGACCCAUCUCACUUUCGGAAGAGAGUUUACAGAGGCUGUUGAAAUGAAGCAAGUGGCUCAACAAGAAGCUGAGACGGCCAGAUUCGUCGUAGAAAAGGCUGAACAACAGAAGCAGGCCUCAAUCAUCUCCGCUGAGGGAGAUUCCCAGGCUGCUUUGCUCAUCGCUAACUCCCUGAUGGAGGCUGGAGAUGGUUUGGUGGAGCUGCGUAAACUCGAGGCUGCAGAGGACAUUGCGUUCCAACUGUCCCGCUCUCGAAACGUUACCUACCUACCCUCAGGACAAGGCACGUUACUCCAGUUGCCCCAGUGAUAACUUCAGCUGAUAACUUCUGUUGACUUUCCAAACUCCACACGCCCCUCGCUCUCUCUCUCUCCACCCACUUUUGGACUCUGUUAAUGCAGCAUCGAUGGGGAGAGUGCGAGGAGGGCUGCAGUGGCCCUGUUUGAGAAAGAAGAGGAAUAUACGAUGUAAUCUAUAUGUAAUGCUUCAUGGUAAACUGUCUAGAUUCGAAAUAAUUAAAUGAUGAUCAUAAUGACUCCUUCAGUUCACUGCUAUAUGUCAUGUUUUGCUCCAGUUCAAUAAAAAAUGUGUGCUUCAAUUUGGGUUUAAAAGGAGAUUACAGGCACUUAAUAUGAUCUAGAUUUACCAUACAGUUUGAAGGCUGUUUGCUUUAUAUUCAUGUUCUAAUAGCUCAAAUAAAAUGUGUUUCUACAUG
Molecule: messenger RNA, 1306 nt
Organism: Periophthalmus magnuspinnatus
Lineage: Eukaryota; Metazoa; Chordata; Actinopteri; Gobiiformes; Gobiidae
Gene: phb1
Product: prohibitin
Exons: 7
Coding region: 85-900 (271 amino acids)
Biological process (GO): mitochondrion organization
Cellular component (GO): membrane; mitochondrion
Source: RefSeq, a predicted model, not a curated record